AUGUCUCUGAUUCUGCUGGCGUUGCUAUGUGCAGUGAGAUUCAACACAAUCACUUGCUGCCAUGCGAGGGACCGACAUUCACUUUUAAGCUUCAAACAAGGCGUUGUUGAUCCCUCCAACCGCCUCUCUUCUUGGUCCACUCUCCCAGAUUGCUGCCAAUGGCAUGGAGUUGGGUGUGAUCGCAACAACAGAGUCAUUGGCCUUUCUCUGUGGGAUGACGGAGACUAUUAUUUUGAUCCAAUAAGCAACAAUCAUUCAGAAUUACUGAGAGGUGAAAUCAACUUAUCUUCUUUACUUGCUAUUGAAUCCCUCGAAUGGUUGGAUUUGGACGGCAAUGACUUUGAACGCAUAAGCAUGGCGCCUAUCAAUAAUUCUGUUGCAACUCAUACUCAUUUGCUACCCAAUUCUUCUAAGCUUUCUUAUGUGAGUUUAUCAGACAAUAUUCAUCUCCACGCUGAUAAUCUUCAUUAUUGGCUCUCUCGGCUUCCGUCCCUGACAUCUCUCGACCUCAGUGGCAUUCAUCUUCCUAGUGAAACCAAUUGGGUUCAAUCAUUGGCCUCGCUACCGCUGGAGAAUUUAAGUUUGCGUGAUUGUAAUUUGACCACCUCUAUUCUGUCUUUCCAGCCUGCCAAUUUUACCUCACUUUCAUAUCUUGAUCUUAGUCUGAAUGAUUUAACAUUUGGAUUACCUAAUUGGUUAUUCAAUCUUAGCAAAGAUCAUCUCCAAAGUUUUUAUCUCAGUCAAUGCAAUUUGAGAGGUCAAAUUCCAGAUCUUUCAGGCUAUCGAAAUCUGAAGUCGUUAGAUCUAUCCAACAACAAACUCAAAGGGUCAAUACCUGAGUGGCUUGGCCAGCUUGAUAGCCUAACUAUCCUUGAUCUAUCUAAUAACUCGUUUCACAGUUCCAUUCCUUCUAAUCUCCUAAACACAUCAGCUUCGUUAGAAUAUUUAGAUAUUAGCUUCAACAACUUGAGUGGUCCGCUCCCAAAAAUUCUUGGCCAAAAUAACUCUUACAACUCAUUUGGACGGGAUUGUUGGAACAAUUGGAGAGCUUUGGGUUACAUAUACUUGGGGAAUAAUCAGUUGACUGGUCGAGUUCCACCAAUGAUGGGUUCAUCAUUACCUUACCUAAGGGCACUAGAUCUACAUAAUAAUGGCUUUUCUGGUGAGAUACCUUCGACUUUCAAUAAUUGCACAUUUUUGGCGCUUCUCAAUUUAGAAGGAAACAACUUCUCUGGAGGAUCAAUCCCUCACUGUCUACACAACGCUUUCCUUUUGGCUCCCCUUGAAAAUGAUGUUGACUUCUCUUCAAGUCUUGGUCUUUCGCUAACCUAUACCAUGCCAACUGCAAAAAAAUUCAUGAAAAUUGAUUUGCACACAAAGGGUCAACAAUUGGAGUAUCAGAAAAAUCUGAAUUUGGUGAGAAGUAUUGAUCUAGCAGCUAACAAGCUAUCAGGAGAAGUUCCUGUACAGCUGUUCAAGCUCACCAAGUUACAAUCAUUGAACUUGUCUUACAAUUAUUUGAUAGGAGAGAUACCAGAGCAUAUUGGAGAGAUGAAAGAUCUAGAAUCUCUUGAUUUGUCCCACAACCAUCUUCGUGGGAAUAUUCCUCAGAGCAUGUCCGGUCUAUCUUUUCUCAGUGUUUUGAAUCUGUCAUACAACCAUUUCAACGGCCAAAUACCACUGGGCACUCAGCUUCAGGGUUUUGACGCAUGGAGUUACGCCGAAAAUCCUGAACUUUGUGGGCCUCCUCUUCAAAAGAACUGCACAAUACCAGAUAAUACAGAGGAAGUUGAAGAAAAUGAGGAUGAUGGUUUUUUGAAGUCAUUGUAUCUUGGAAUGGGAGUUGGCUUUGCUGUGGGAUUCUGGGUAGUUUGUGGUUCACUGUUCCUGAACAGAGCAUGGAGGCACUCUUAUUUUCGAUUUUUUAAUGGUGCGGUUGAUCGAAUCUAUGUUAUUGUAGUCAUAAAGCUUCAAAGAUUCCGCUGA
Molecule: messenger RNA, 1986 nt
Organism: Neltuma alba
Lineage: Eukaryota; Viridiplantae; Streptophyta; Magnoliopsida; Fabales; Fabaceae
Product: receptor-like protein EIX2
Exons: 3
Coding region: 1-1986 (661 amino acids)
Molecular function (GO): protein binding
Source: RefSeq, a predicted model, not a curated record